AACCUCGCCCAAUACUCCAGUUUUUAUUGCAUAAUCUUCAACAAAAAAUAUUACCAUGGCUGCAAAAUAUCCAGAAACUACUGACCUGCCAGUCCCAGACCUAUCAACCCUUACGCUAGAUAAUUCACCGCCCUCUGAUUUCAUUGACAAGAUAACAAAGCUUGAAUAUUGCCUUGGUCAUGGUGCUUUUGGUGUCGUUCUUAAGGCCAAAAUCUCCUCAACAUUCUACGCCGUGAAAUUCCUCCUUCCCAACCAAAUUCUUCCCGAAGAAAAGGCACGUCGGGAGUUCGAAAUUCCGCUCACCCUAAGAAAACAUGAUAAAGUCGUACAGAUUCACAAAUUCGUAGAAGAGAAGGUCCUGUCGCACUCCCAAGUGGAACAGAUUAUCCAAUUAUCGGACCCCACCAUUGAAGCUAGAUACAAAAUUGAACAACGUAAAGGGGCGCCCGUGAAAUGGACUUGCAUUCAAAUGGAGCUCUGCGGACGGAGUUUGCGACAUUGGCUAGAAAAAUUCAAACCACCCAACGACUCAAUUUAUACUCAAAUGAAACAAGCCGCCAUUGCGGAAGACGUGAUUGAGGGGAUGCUAUUUUUGCAUAAGAGUGACGUCAUACAUCGUGACCUUAAACCCGAAAAUAUUAUGUUCACUUCACUCGAAUACAAUCUGCCCGUUAAAAUAGGAGAUUUUGGCCUCGCGCGACGGAUCCUUCCAGAUGAUGGUAGCACGCUCACAAGCAAUAUCGGCACGAGAUCGUAUAUGGCACCGGAAAUACUCGAUGGAAAGUACUCGUACCAGGCAGACAUUUUCUCCUUGGGGUUAGUUCUAUGGGAAUUGACAGCAUUAAUCCCGUCAACUGAAAGGCCCAGUUUAUUCAACAAAUUAGUGUAUGAUAAAGAUGAGAAAUUAGUACAAGAACAUCCUCUCCUUGGUCCAGUGUUAAAACAAUUUAUCAUAUCCUGCACUAAAAGGAGCCCGAUCGACAGAUUAAAAAGUAUGACUAAGGCCUCCGAACUACUGAAUAUAAAGAAAAUAAAAAUUCGCCCACAAGAAAUCCUUGCGAGAACAAGUGAAGAGUUACAACUAUGUCUCAAAUUUAUUUCCAGUGGAUGCACCAUCCGAUUGGUAAAGACAACUUAUUUCGUUGGCAUUGGCCUGUGCUUGGACAACGUGAAUAUUAUCGGUCAAGGAUCAAACACCAUUAUUGAUUUACGUCCCCCAAGAGGCAUCUACAUAACUGGAAGUCAUUGUACCCUUUCAGAUUUGAAAAUCGCUUGUUAUGCAAGAGAGGAUACUCCAAAUAUAUGUGUAACAAACUCACAUAAUAAACUACAUGACGUUAUCCUUACAUUACAAGUGUGUCAGAAUGGCGAAGAAGAAGCCGACGAUUAUGGAAUUAUUAUAUUGGGUGAUAACCAUAUAUUGCAACGGGUGACGAUUGAAAACACGACGUCGGAAUUAUUUCUAAUUUUUUUUUGUUGCCAACCAAACUUGGUCAUUUCUGAUUUGUAUGUCACGACAGGACACGCUAAAAUAGUCAUCCUCAGCGACAAUACUUCUUUUAAGCGUAUUGACCUCUCAGACCUGAUGGAUAAUCCUCUGCAAAGUGAAUCCUCAAUUUCAGAGUUGCCAAACGAACAAUUAAAUCGUCGAAAUUGUCCCCCGGAAUUGCGCAUAGUUGUUGCAGGAUUAAAUUGUAAUCUGGAAGAAAUUAAAUGUACUGGUAUCAUCGUUGAUGCAAGCAAUGCAUCACUUCACAAUGUGCAAUGCUCUGGUGCGAUUCAAAUUUCAGGCGGACUGGAAGGAAUCGCGUUGAAGAAAUGCGAAGCGAAAUCGAUCGAAACAGAUUCAUCAGUCACCAUCACAGAUUGCAAACUCGGCGCCGUAUCAAGCUCUUCCAUAGAUUGGCCAAAAUUUAGAAAAGUAUACGUAUUAAGGACUUGGACGUAUUAAGUAUUUGGGGGUGGGGUCAGUCCACGUCGAUGUCAAUCAUGUAUUGCGGGCCAGGUCUCAGAUUUUAGGGCAGAUUCUAAAAUUUCAAAAAUUUGAAAAAUUUGAAUUCUAGCCAUCAUGUAAUGGUAACUUCAAAACGCUAUAACUUUUUGCACCCUGUCGUGUGCAACCCAAAUUUCAUAAAUUAUAACGUAAUUUUAAAUUUCUAACCCACCAUAAAAAAAUUAGGUCGCACACGAUAGGGUGCAAAAAAUUAUAUCGAUUUUUCUGACACACAUUAACACAUGCAAGCUUAUGUAUGGGAAUAUUCCCAAAAAUUAUCAAAAAACAAGAGGCGUAAACAAAACUUUCAGUGACAAAAUUAAAAUGCCAUACCAGUCAAGAUUAUUUUUAACGCUGAGUUAAAAAAAUGUGACUAAAAAAAUGUAGGCCUGACCGCGUCGACAUUUAAAAAGUUAGUACGUGCUACGGCCACUGCUCGUGAGCAUUACCAUCAGUAGUGUCGCUCGGAGUGGAGAGACAACAUCUCCGCUCUCAUGACUCUCGCCCGAUCGUGGAUAUUGGCGUGGACCGACCCGGUUAUUCUCCGCGAUAUGUAUCAGAAUGUGGUAAAUAGAUAAGCAGAUGUGGGUAAUGCAUUAUCGAUAUUUUUGUCUAGACUAACAAUGCGAUGGUGUGAAGUGUAACCCUAAGAAUUGGUUGAAAUUUUGAAAUUGUGUGGUCCAAGUUGAUACAACCAAUGUUUCAUGAGGCAGUUUGUGCGAUAGUCAGGAUUUGACAAAAUAUUUGAGGGCAAAGUUGAAAAAUAUGCCAUUUUUGCAUGAGAAGAGAAUGGAAGUUGAGUUUGCUUCCAACGCGUGCAAAAAAUCACUCGUUUUUCAACUUUAAUCUCAAAUAAUUUGCUAAAUUCUGACCAUCACACAAACUGCCUCAAGAAACAUGGC
Folsomia candida is the source of this 2895-nucleotide messenger RNA. RefSeq names its product calcium-dependent protein kinase 22-like. Lineage: Eukaryota; Metazoa; Arthropoda; Collembola; Entomobryomorpha; Isotomidae. Gene Ontology annotation, molecular function: ATP binding; protein kinase activity. Gene Ontology annotation, biological process: protein phosphorylation. The transcript is spliced from 2 exons. The record is from RefSeq and is a predicted model, not a curated record. Bases 56 to 1951 code for a protein of 631 amino acids.